This is a messenger RNA of Pisolithus orientalis, 1556 nucleotides long. Its product is annotated as transcription initiation factor IIF, beta subunit-domain-containing protein. The record is from RefSeq and is a predicted model, not a curated record. Gene Ontology annotation, cellular component: transcription factor TFIIF complex. Lineage: Eukaryota; Fungi; Basidiomycota; Agaricomycetes; Boletales; Pisolithaceae. Gene Ontology annotation, biological process: transcription initiation at RNA polymerase II promoter; transcription by RNA polymerase II. Bases 107 to 1159 code for a protein of 350 amino acids. The transcript is spliced from 4 exons.
CGGUUUCAUUGGACGACCGCAUUUGCGCGCUGUCUUAGGGGAGACACUUCGACCAAAAUCAAAAUUCAUUGAGGUAGACUGUUUCUGCCUCCGCCAGGCGUCCGAAAUGGAUGAUUUCGGUGUAGAAGACGAGAAGAAGUUUGAGGUCGAAGCCCAACACGAGGAGGAAACACAACCGGAUCCAGAUGAAGAGCUUAUGCUGGACAGAGGUAAUGGACGUGUGUGGCUUGUCAAGAUCCCAAAACACCUCAUGGCACGAUGGGCUGCUAUUGAUAAAGAAGAUAUCCACCUCGCUACCAUUCGCAUUUACCCGAAUGCUGUUAGCCCCUCGGGACGCUCUCCACGUAUAUUCCUCUUUCUCCCUCCAGACCCAAACGAUCCAGCCCCUCGUGCUCCUGAUUUCCCGCAGUUCCCCUCCGACGCUGCAUACGUGCCUGUGGGUGAAAGUGGCGUGCACGUAGAUAGGUACGAAUUGGACAUGGUGAAUGGGUCGGUGGAAAAUCAACUCGUCGUCGCUGAACGGCCAAAGGACGUCGUCCCCCCACCAUCAGUCACGACGCCACAUACUCAUAAUUCCCGUGCUCGAACGACAAUUCUGACGGGUCGAAUCAAGCACGAGUGUAACCUGCGUCCGUUGUUCAAUGAGUCGUACAGACUACAUAUGCGUGAACGUAGUCGGGCGUACAACACCCCCAAGAGACAAAUUCGCAUGAUCGAAGAAGCUGGCGUAAGCGGUGGACGAGGUGGAAUCAACAGAUUAAGUACCGGUAUUAGUACCGGGUCAUUCGCGGACAUGAUCAAAGCCAAACAAAAACCUGUCAAGGGAACCUUUGAGCGUAUGGCUCGCAUGCCUCGGAAUCAGCUGUUGGAUAUGCUUUUCCAGCUGUUCCAAGAACAGCCAAGGUGGAGUAUUAAGCCGUUGAGGGAGCGCACGCAGCAACCAGAGGCGUACCUCAAAGAAGUUCUGAACGAGAUAGCAACGCUCCAUCGGAGCGGGGAGUACAAUGGUUUGUGGGAGCUCUCGGAGAUAUUUUUAAAUGAAGGGGUGAAGGCUGAGAAUAUUCCGGGUCCAAGUUCCCAGGCGUCAAUGGCCGACGCUUCAAUGGAUGAUUAUGAUGAAGACGAAGACGACGACGACGAUAUGGAGGAAGUUUCUUGAUUUUAUGCAGGUACGAAGAGAGGCAUUUCGACUUGGUUUUAGUUUGUUGGCUCACUAUGGAUGGGUGAAGUCGGCCUUGUAUCGGUAUCCUAUCUUACUCAUCCUUAAACGCCUUGCCGUGGUGGUGAACUUCUCCCGUCACUCCUGAAUCUGUAGUGGAUAAAAUGCACUUGGAGGGGUGGAAGAAUCAAAUGCAAGUGAUGGGCUUGCUGGUUCCGAGUCUCAAAUUUUAAAUUUGGAGUACUGUGAUCUCAUGGCAUGGAAUUAGUAUCAGCACACUUGUAGCGUCCAUCUCCCGUGACUAGCAUUUGGUUUAACCUGUCUCAGAGUGCGCUGUCGCAACGCGCUGAGUUUUGCUACCCGUGGUGUCGCUACCCCUGAUAGAUUUGGGACAUGG